This is a messenger RNA of Pocillopora damicornis (cauliflower coral), 1529 nucleotides long. RefSeq names its product alcohol dehydrogenase class-3. NCBI's taxonomy places the organism in Eukaryota, Metazoa, Cnidaria, Anthozoa, Scleractinia, Pocilloporidae. Gene Ontology annotation, biological process: formaldehyde catabolic process. The record is from RefSeq and is a predicted model, not a curated record. Gene Ontology annotation, molecular function: alcohol dehydrogenase (NAD+) activity; S-(hydroxymethyl)glutathione dehydrogenase [NAD(P)+] activity; zinc ion binding. Gene Ontology annotation, cellular component: cytosol.
CACCACUGAAAGGCUGCCUUAUUUUCCGACACCUAUUUGUUUAGUGAUUUCUUCCAUCUUACACGAUGCCAGAAACAGCUGGAAAGCCUAUUACAUGCCGCGCUGCUGUAGCUUGGGAAGCCAACACACCUCUUGUCAUAGAAACCAUCGAGGUGGCUCCACCUAACGUUGGAGAAGUACGCGUCAAGCUCGUGGCCGCUGGUGUAUGUCACUCAGACGAAAAUUUCCGGAAGGGACAUUCAGACGACGUUUUCCCAGGAGUGUUUGGUCACGAAGCAAGUGGGAUUAUUGAAAGCAUUGGUGAAGGAGUCAGAUCAGUGAAGCCUGGUGAUCAUGUGAUACCGCUGCUCCUUGCUCAAUGCGGGGAGUGUGCAUUUUGCAAGAACUCAAGGACUAAUUUUUGUGUCAGGGGAGUGCGCAUUAGAGGUGAGAUGCUUGAUGGUACAAAACGGUCCACGUCCCGAGGGAAACCGCUAUGUCAGCUUCUGGGAGUCGGCGCAUUUAGCGAAUACGCUGUCCUCCCAGAAAUAGCUGUUGCCAAGGUGUGUGUUGAGCCUGGGUCAAGCACAGCUGUGUGGGGACUGGGUGGAGUUGGACUUUCCGCAGUGAUGGGAUGUAAGGCUGCUGGGGCCACGAGAAUUAUUGGCAUUGAUAUUAAACCGGAGAAAUUCCAACUUGCUAAAGAACUUGGUUGCACUGAAUGCGUCAACCCUAAAGAUCAUGACAAGCCUAUACAACAGGUCUUGAAAGAAAUGACUGAAGGAGGAGUGAAUUACUCAGUUGAAUGUGUUGGAAACGUUGAAACAAUGAGGGCUGCAUUCGAAGCGAGUCACCCUAUCCUUGGUACAACUGUGCUUGUUGGAAUAGCUCCUCAAGGUGAAGAACUUAAAAUAAAUCCAAGAGAUUGUUUUUUUGGAAGAACCAUUAUAGGAACUCUUUGUGGAGGAUUUAAAGGAAAGGAUGGUAUUACACAGCUUUCAGAGAAAUAUAUGGCUGGAACAUUGAAACUGGAUAAAAUCAUAUCUCACACUAUGCCGCUGGACAAAAUAAAUGAGGCGUUUGAUCUCAUGCAUGCUGGCAAAAGCAUCCGCACAGUAAUUCACUUUUAGGGUAUAUUUACGUAAACAUGCAGGAACUGCAGUGUAUGGUUGACGCAUGAAUCCUUUGCAAACUGCUGAUAUUUUCAAUGGCCGGGAAACAGUGUAUAUGCGUUAAUCGUUAAACGUGAGGUCAAGAUGGCUGGAUAGUGGCCAAGUCUUGUUUUUUCUGCUUUUUUAUCAACUGAGACAAAGUCGAGGUCCAUAAGAACAAACAAAAACAAAAAAGAAAAAAAGAAAAGAACGAGGCCAAUAUCAAACCAUCUUGACCGAUCAAGCUUGGUCAGAAAAGUGUACAUUAUGUUGCAAAAAGAUUUGCUUUAACAUGAAUCAAGACUGACUAGUUUAUUCCGAUAGCCGGGUAAGAAACCAAUCGGCUUUGUUUGAAGAUCGUACGCUCGCUAGGGACUCUUGUCCUUGUGCAGUCUUCUU